Messenger RNA from Cynara cardunculus var. scolymus (artichoke), 600 nucleotides. Its product is annotated as ATP-dependent DNA helicase pif1-like. Gene Ontology annotation, molecular function: DNA helicase activity. Gene Ontology annotation, biological process: telomere maintenance; DNA repair. The transcript has a single exon. The coding region runs from base 1 to 600 and encodes 199 amino acids. NCBI's taxonomy places the organism in Eukaryota, Viridiplantae, Streptophyta, Magnoliopsida, Asterales, Asteraceae. The record is from RefSeq and is a predicted model, not a curated record.
AUGAUUGAUGAAGAACUUGAUUAUGAUCAUCAUCAAUUGAAGAAUCUGCAUGACCAAUCAUUUGACAUACUAAAUUCUUGUCAAAAAAAGGCAUAUGAAGCAAUUGUUCGUUCUGUGCAAUCCCAAAAGGGAGAAUUGUUUUUCAUUCACGGUCAUGGUGGUAUCGAAAAAACAUUUCUGUGGAAUACAAUCAUUGCUAAGUUUAGAUCAGAAGUAGAAAUAGUUUUGCCUGUUGCAACUUCGAGGAUUGCAACUUUAUUAUUGCCUAACGGCAGAACAACACAUUCUCGCUUUCAUAUCCCGAUCAAUGUCACGACAGAAUCAACUUGUGAGAUUCGACAUGGUACAACAUUGGUAGAACUUCUCAUGAGAACCUCUUUGAUCAUUUGGGAUGAAGCACCAAUGGCACAUAAAUUUUGUUUUGAAGCUUUGGACAAACAUUUGCGAGAUAUAUUUACAACAAGAUUUCCCAAUAGCAAUGAAAAACCUUUUGGUGGACUUACUGUUGUUUGUGGUGGGGAUUUUCGCCAAUUUUUGCCCGUUCCAAAAGGAACUAAAGGUGACAUCAUUGAUGCUUCUCUCAGUUCAUCCUACUUAUGA